This is a messenger RNA of Sclerotinia trifoliorum, 6360 nucleotides long. The record is from the annotation of a GenBank genome assembly. NCBI's taxonomy places the organism in Eukaryota, Fungi, Ascomycota, Leotiomycetes, Helotiales, Sclerotiniaceae.
AACAUUAGUAAAUGAACCUUUGAGGGAUAAAAAGUAAGUCCCUUUGAAAAAGACUAAAAGGAUACUUGCGCCCAUCCCCCCAAUCAUUCACCCAUAAGGCUACACAGCUUUAGUCACGUGCUCACUUAUUUAUUGCAGUUACAUGAAGCACACCGCUUCUUGUUCUUCCUUCUUACACACAAACAUCAAGAACUGAUUUAUUUUGCUUUAUAAACAAAAACAAAUGUCUUCUGUAGCUGUUGUAGUGGCCCUAAGUCACAAGGAAAAACGAGAACGGAAGAGGGCUCAAGUCCGCCUGGAAAAGAGGAAUAAACCAAUCCGUUUGUCUCCCGGAUGUGGUGGCAUUUACUGGAACGAGCCCGUUGAGAAACACAACAUCACAGAAGGAAUUCUUGUCAUCGUUCAAUUCAAGCUUCUUCGUGGCCUUACAGUACAUGACACAUAUUCAUCGGCAGGGAAAUUAUGGCUCGCCACGCUUGAAUAAAUUUCGACUAUACGAGGCUGCGCCAUGCGAUAUUGGGGAACAGAAACAACGCAAGGUCAAGAAUCCAUCUGUUUACUCGUUUAGUCUGAGAAUGCGAAGCAAUGGGGUAUAUUUCAGCAGAGCCUUAGGAUAUAUUUGAUGUAUGAAGUUAUGACUAGUCGACCAAUGAACAGGUGUUUACGUCUUAGUUUACCAACUCAUGUGGAGCUACCUAAUAGACUAAAGGUUCUGACAUUUAGGUUUGACAGCGAAGUCUUUACUACAGUUAGCGAGAAAGUCCUCGAAAAUUGGAGAAAAUGGGGAACUAUUUGGAGACAUGAGGGAAUAGAAGUAUUUGGUAAUUAGCUAGAAGAUAAUGCGGCUCAAUACAUGGCGGAGCUUGCAGAUCUAAUUCCUGCAGUUGUGAAGGGCCAACAUAAGGUAUUUCUUGUACUAGCUUGGAAUCGGGACGAAGAAGAAGUAAAAACCGCGGAGAAAGACGCCAGAAUAUUGGAGGCUGAAUUCAAAGAAGAAAUGAUGACCCAAGGAGCCAAAGAGUUCAUAAUGAAUGAGUUCUCGAUUUCCAAGUCGGUUCAGACAAAGAUUAAAACCGGAGAGGGCGACUCAUUUUCCAACGCUAAACCUCAAUCUACUGCUGAUAGCCUAGGUUCGUUGCUGCGACUCUGCCCUCCACGGCUUCAUUGCGAGACACCAGUUGGGGACAGCCCGAAUUUCUCUUUUUAUACUGACAGCACACAUAUUGAAUCCGUUUAUGACGGGGCAGUAGGCAAACGUCAGACAAAUAUAUUGGGAUACACAAAAAGAUCGCCGACAGUUAGACCCUGUGCCCGCGGAUAUCACUUUGAAAUAUCAAACCGUUCAAAAUCUUCUGAAGGAUUUUGUCAGGAAAACCGCAGCUCUCACAAAAGAACCUGGAGCCUUCAAAGUCGGUUUUCCCUACCACUCGAAUCCGUGCAGGCAAGGCUUCCCAAUAAUGGAAGUCACAACGUUUGAAGUAUCGAGCAAUGCUCAAACGCAGCUCUCGUUACAAGAAUUCUACGACUCAUAUGAAAAGUAAGCUUCCCACCUCCCAUCUCCCUUACUCGACCAUCAAAUUUCUGGCGAGCAUAUUUCAUAUAUUUGGGUCUAAUUCUUGAAACUUUAGCAAUAUUAUGGGUCGCGAAUGCUCUUGGGUGUCAUUACUUCUCGAUGACCCUCCAGAUCCCGCUUCUCUUACAGUAAAUGGCUCUAUUCCAGUUAAACAAGCUGGUUUAAAUCUACAUCAUUUCCUCCGCAAAUAUCCACCAUCACCUCCAGUUUCAGAUACCGAGGCCAGUGGAGCUGAAAUUCCAAGGAAGUCGUACUGCACUGCAAUAACAAUGUGGAGGUCCAUGGAUGCAAUGCGAGAAUGGUAUACGGACUUUGCCAGUCAGUCUGAGGAUUAUGAAAGACUUGGCCAUCGGCUCGAUCAAAUACGUGUAUUCUGUGAAAAUAUUGAAGAGAUCGAUUCGAAGGUUUUUGACAAGGUCGGGGAUUGUUAUGAGAUUUCAAAGCCACCACAGCCAAGAUAUUGGGUAUCAGAUCAGGGCAAAUUUGCUUUUACCGCGCGUUUUAAAAGAUGAAACGGAAAGAUCGGCCUUUGCGGAGCAUAAAAACAACGCGCAGUAGUUUUCAACGACCGCCGCGUUCAUUAGACUAUAUUCUCAUCCACAUUUUGCCUUUAUGUUUCUGUAUACAAGGCGCCAAUUGAUCAAUUGUUAUGAACUAUGCAUUUCCGCUUGCAACAACGAAGAUCUGACAUCAUUUUUGUAUUCUAUGCUUGCAAAACCGAUUCAACACAGAUUGUAAGAAACUCAUUGCCAAGACGCAAUACAGCUUGUUCAUUGAGCACCAAUUCCAAGAAUGCUAAAGUAUCUCUGGAGCGAGGCUGGUCAGGAGCUCCUAGCCAGAAUAACACGAGUGAUGUAGUGUCUGCUGCAGAGGAAUUGAAGACUUACGUCACUUUAAAGGAGGGCAACUGUGGUGAGACAUCUGCCUUUGCAUACGCAGGAACUGUUGCCAUCGGUAUCUACGCUGGCUCCAAAAUCCAGGACGCAAGCUCCGUUCUGGAAGACUUUAUUGCGGAAGUCACCAAAAACGGAGUUUUCGAUACACUUUUCGUACAGCAUUGUGCUGGCAAUGGGCUCAAUAGCGAAUACGCAUUUGGUAUUGUUGCAAGAAUGGAUGGAAGCCUUGCGGACGUUCAGGGCAUGGUAAAGACUUGGAGAGAUAGCGGAUGUAUAAAUUCGUAUGAAGGUGCCAGUACUGGGAAAAAUGUUACCAUCAAUCCGCCCACACAGAUUGAUAGGAGCAAUUACACCUCAACUAAUGACACAUUGACCUUAUCCAAAGAUAGACGUUCGUUGCGUCAGCGGGAUACCUGUAAGACUGUUGUAGUUGCUUCAGGUGAUGGUUAUGGCACGCUCGCAGAUGAGUGUGGUAUUUCUGCAGCAGACUUUACCACUUACAACCCGAGCUCCACACUAUUUUCAACCCUGGCUGUAGGGCAACAUGUUUGCUGCUCGGCUGGAAAUCUGCCCAACUACUCUCCUCAGUCUAAUGCCAACGGAACAUGUGCAACUUAUACUUUCGUAACAAACGAUUCUUGCUCGCAGCUUGCAGCACUAAACAGCAUCACAAUUGAUGAUAUUGAAUCUUUCAAUCGGCACACAUGGAGCUGGAUGGGAUGCGCUGACUUGCAAGCUGGCUACAACAUUUGUCUAAGCACGGGAGAUCCGCCUAUGCCUGCUACUGUGGCUAACGCCGUUUGUGGCCCACAGGUUCCCGGCACAAUACAAGCAACUUCAGGACUGAAUUUUUCAUUGUACAACCAAUGCAACAUGAAUGCAUGCUGCGAUGUGUGGGGUCAGUCUGGUACCACUGCCGAAUUUUGCACUGAGACUCAAUCCCUACAGGAGCACUGGAACAGCUGCCGCUGGAACUAAUGGGCGCAUCUCAAAUUGCGGAACGGAAAUUAUUGUUGGAGACCCUCCUGCCGAGUUCAAAAAAGUGGGAUACUGGGAGGGCUACAAUUUUGACUGCCCUUGUUUGAACAAACCCAUAACCAGCAUCAACACCACAGCUGGAUAUACGCAUGUUCAUCUUGCUUUUGCAACUAUUACAACGGACUUUGAAGUUGAUGUCAGCUCCAUCCAAGAAGAAUUCUCUGACUUUCUCGGCAUGUCAGGACUCGGGUUCAAACGAAUUCUCUCUUUCGGCGGAUGGGACUUCUCUACCAAUGUCGCCACUUAUCAGAUCUUUCGUGAUGCUAUGGCACCUGCGAAUUCAAAAACACUUGCCGUCAAUGUUGCAGCAUUUGUAAAGAAAUACGAUCUGGAUGGCGUUGAUUCCGACUAGGAGUAUCCUGGAGAGCCAGAUAUUCCAGGAAUCCCUACUAGAAGCUUGGACGAUGGUGUCAAUUAUGUGAGGGUUUUCAAUGAACUGGCUGCCGUUCUUCCAGCUGGAACUAGCCAAUCAGUUACAGCAUCAACCUCAUACUGGUAUCUCGCACCAUUUCUGAUUCUGGAGAUAAGAUUAAUAGUUAAUUAUGUUAUUUAUAUGACCUAUGAUCUUCACGGCCAGUGGGACUAUGGCAGCGCAUUUUCAGACGCCAGCUGUCCAGCUGGCAAUUGCCUUCGCUCUAGGGGUAAUUUGACUGAGACUUUAGAUUCAUUAUCUAUGAUCACAAAAGCUGGGGUUGAAUCAAAUAAGGUUAUUGUGGGAGUUACUAGUUAUGGGCGCUCUUUCCAAAUGACAACCCCAGGUUGCUAUUUAGAUUCUUGUACCUACACUGGGCCGACUUCUGAUGCAUACGCCGGAGCUUGUACACAGACACCAGGUAUGUUAAUAUAUUGAAUUCCCUAUUAGCCACUGGCAGGCUUCGAUUCAACUAACAUUUACGUUGAAGGGUAUAUAGCAAACGCCGAAAUCGACAGCAUUAUUAGUCGGAAUGCAACCGUCUUGAGCACAGAUGGCUCAUCUGUUGGAGUUACCGGCACUCCUUUUGUCCACCUUGAUGAUAGUUAUUCAAAUAUCGUUGUGUAUAACGAUGAUCAGUGGAUAAGCUACAUGAAUGAUGCUAACAAAAUUGUCCGAACCGCUUUAUAUCGGCAUUACAACUUUGGCGGAACCGCAGACUGGGCGGUCGAUCUCCAAUCAUACGAUGAAGAUAAUGGAAGCGGCAGUGAUGGAAGCUCGAUAGUCUAUGUCGAUCAAUCUAUUUGGACGGAUGGACUCAGUAGCACUGGUGUUGGAGCUAGUGGUGGAACCAUUGGAACCAGCGACAACUUGUCGUUAACCUGCGAGCCUCCUUGCAUUGUUGUUCUUCCCCAUUUCCACUGGGAACAACCACCAUUGUUAGUUGGCCUCUUUUGACUACGAAUUUUCUAUCGUUUUCCGCUGGACAACUCCAAACAGUAACCUUAACAAUUAGCGUUCCACCAUUUGCGAUAUUAGAGGUCGACUUCCAGGCGAUCACAUUGGAUGUGACUCAGAGUUCGUCUUAUACAAUUUUCCCAUACAAAGUGUCAUGCCAUCCUCAUUUAUAUAUACCCUCCUUGCGUUUCAGCAGACAUUCUUCCCAACUGCAAUUCCUACAACCUAUGGCGUCGCAGCGGGCCGGAAUGGAGAAACUGCUUCGGCAUCUGCUACGGCUUCAAGCUCAAGCUCAAGCUCGAGCACUGCCGUAGCUGCUGUCAUUUAGUACUCGACACCACAUAUAAUCACUAUCCAGCCAAUGCCAACAGUCGGUCAUUCUUCCCCCACUAACAAGAAAUAUCCCUUCCGUCACAGUCUCAAGUGGCAAGCCCAACCAACAACGUCUACGGCUCGGCAUGGAACUCGUCAAUGUGAAAUCUUCGGAUGCAAACCAUACUGCGGAUUGUUUGGUUGUGAUGGUGGCUGCGGUCUAUUUGGAUGCACAGGGGACUGCCCCCUUGAUUUAUGUGGAGGUCUUGGCUGUACUGGAGGAGCAUAUAGAUCUACUGGGUCCGACAACAACAAUAAUGAUGAUUGUAGUGAUUCUGUUACAGCCUCAGCUUGUACGGUCAUUAUUAGUAGUUGGAGUUAUUCGCCAAUGACGGAGUAUUCUACAACAACGAAGGUAUGUCACUUACCCAUUCUACUGUAGACAAAUGGCUGAUGAUUGCGCUAGACUGAAUGCGAGGAAACUGUCGCAUGCACCGCUGAAGACACAAGAACAACCACCACCGCAACAAAAGGUUAUCCUGUAACAACUGCAAGCAUGACUGGCUUCUACGAUUCGGAUCCCACAUCUAUAAACACCAAAUAUGAUGCUAUCGCUUCUUCUAUAAUUCAAGCCGGAUUGAAAUAUUACGGCUUGUUACAAUCGACGAGCACAACAAUGGCGACCGCGUCACCCACUGCUAAAAUCUCUACCGUCACCUCUGAUAUAGUAACGGCACCAACACCAGAAACAAUCGUUCCUCAAGCAGUCUGUAUCUUGAUCACCAAUAUCCUGUGGUAUAAUGUUCAAAUAAUUACCAACGGUUUCGAAACAGAUUCGGGGGCGGCCAUUAAAAAGCAAGAAGGUGGUUGUGGUGAUCUACUAAGCUGGGAAGCAACCAAUGUCUCUAUUCCUGAAGGAUUUGCUACUUGGACGGGGACAAGGGAAUAUUCUUUUACACUGCCACUUACCAUCAAGGCUGGGUAUGUAGAGGGCUAUUGCUAGUGCCGGAGGCCCUAGUGGAUUAUCUUGUGAUAAUGUUUUGUAAUAGCUCUUAAUCUGAUUGUAAUGAGGAAAUGGGCAGAAUGUUUUAGUACAUAUGAUUGUAUCGGUUUCUUGUAUACUUUAAUCAAAGAACUGUAAUUGAAUCUAUGUAGACUAACUCACGGAUGGG